UCCGCGGUGACGCAUGACGCACAGACGUCUCCACCAUAUCGUCACUUGGCGUAUGAUAACAAUAAACAACCCCUGAAACAAGAGAUACGAACCGACAAGACCGUUUCGUUUCAAUUCGACACAAACGGGCUGAAAGUAUGUCCCGAGACGGCUACAGUCGGUUGGAGUAACGUCUCGUUAAGUAACGUGGGAGGCUCGUCGGUUGUGACACAAAGUAUUUUCUAGUUUUUGUGUCAAACCCCUUCCUUAGCCCCUUGUAGCUAGCUGUGGCUCAUUCCUCAUUUUUGCACACUUUGUGUUGGUCUGUUAUGCAGUUGCCAGAGGACUGUUCUUGUACUCGUUCUCCUUGCCACUUCUUCGCUCCCUCUCCCCGCUCUCUUUGGCCCUAUGUCUCGCUGGCUUUUCCCCUGGUCCGGCUCAAUCAAGAAGCGGGCCUGUCGGUACCUCUUACAGCACUACCUCGGUCACUUUUUGCAGGAACGUCUGAGCUUGGACCAGCUGGGCUUAGACCUAUACAACGGCAGCGGUGUCAUCAAGGAAAUCAACCUCGAUGUGUGGGCGGUCAAUGAGCUUUUGGAGUCUCUGGGGGCUCCACUGGAGAUAGUGGAUGGCUUUGUGAGCAGCAUAGCAGCGACCAUCCCUUGGCAAGCUCUUCUGACCGAUCACUGCACCUUAGAAGUUUCUGGUCUUCAAAUAACAUGUCGUCCCAAGUAUCGGACCAGUGGGGGGUGGGAGUCCCAAGGCUGGUCAUCAAGCAUGACCUCCAGCAUGCAACUGGCUCAGGAGUGCCUGAAGGACCCCCCAGAGGCAUCGGAGGAGCCGCCUGCCCCCCUGGAGGGGCUUGAGAUGUUUGCACAAACUAUUGAGACAGUCCUUCGUCGCAUUAAAGUCACCUUUGUAGACACUAUCAUCCGCAUUGAACACCAGCCCCUGGACCUGGAAACAGGCAUUGCCUUAGAGGUGCACAUCAAACGGCUGGAGUACUUCGACGAGGCGGUGCGAGAUCCAGCCAGCCAGACUGCUGUGCCUGUUGACAUCCACCAGCCGCCUGCCUUCCUGCACAAGAUCCUCCAGAUGAGUGCUGUUCAGCUGUUCUACGACAGCACCGGCAUAGUACAGGGUCCUCCGGAGGAGGUUCGCCAUGAUUCAGCCAUGGCUAGUGAAGGAGAGGAGGAAGAGGAAGAGGAGGGGGUAAAGCCCCUGGUAACCCCUCCCUGUCCUCCAUCUCAGCCAUUACUCAUAGGGAGUUGUUCUGGUUUCAUCGAAACCACCGUCAAGGUCAAACAGAACGACAUGCUGCCUGGACCAAAGUUGGAAUUGGAUGGAAAGGUGGGCUGCGUACACAUGCUGCUGUCUCCAGAUCAAAUCACCCAUCUGAUAGACCUGCUGGCAGCUCUCAGCAUAGACACUGAGCCAGAGACUAAUUGUGGAGUACACAGCCGCCCAUUAGACACAGACGACCUGCGUAUGAUUGAGGAGGACCUCAGUAAGCAGCUGGGCUCCAGUCCCAGAGACGGGGAGUGGGAGGCAGAGCCUGAAUUGGAGCCUUACAUUACCCUUCUGGAGAAUGGAGAAAUGUUUUAUUCCAUGGGUCCUGGGAUGAGCAGUAGUGUGACGUCUAUGCGCUCCGGCAGCGAGCUGUCAGACAGUGAUAUGGAGUCUUCUACACACAGUCUAGCCAGCCUCUCACAACCCACAGCUCUGUCUGCACAGGCACAGUCUGGCAUGAUGAAUUGUCCCAGGAGAUAUCCUGUAGCCGGCUGCCUGUCAAGUCUACCACAGGCCAGCAGCCGGACCAGAGGACGUUCACACAGCGGCCAGGCAGAGCAGCUGAAGCCUGAUGCUUUACUGCGGCUGACGCUUGGUGGGCUCACCUUGACCCUGCUGCAGGAGGAGCCGUCGUCUAGACCUGACAGACCCUCGUCACUGGCUCAGGUGUCUCAGAUGUUCUUCCAGGAGCUGACAUUCUUUAAGGACAGCAUGUUCAGCGAGAGAGACUUCAACCAUCUGAGACAAGGCUUCGCCAAAGCCUGCCCACACUCCCAUCUCAGACUGACGGGAGCAGCAGUGCAGGUUGCUUGUGAGAUGCGGAGCGGGAGGCGUCGCAGUCGGACUAUGACCUCUGACCUUUCCUUCAGCAGACUGGAGCUGUUGGAGUCCCUCUGGCAGGACGGGAAGCCUGAGUACAGUGAGCUGCUUCAGUUCCACAAAGCUGGUCUGUUCAAAGUUGGAGCUGCAGCCAGACCUUGUGCCCAGAUACACUACAGCCUCAGUGAGAAACACCUGCGUAAGGGAAAACAGCGGGUUGUGCGGCGGGACAGUGUGUUGCGGGUGGAGCUGGCAGAGCUGAGCGCUGAGCUGGAUCUGGACACCCUCUGUCGCCUGCAGAGCCUCAGCAAAGCCUUCAGCCACUGUCCCACACAGACUGCUGGACCGGGACUUGCACAGACUCAGAGCAGUGAGCUGUGCUCCUCCUUCACCCUCCUCUCACCUCAUGCGGUCCUCAGACUUCGUUUCCCCAUACCUGACUUGCGACCCCCCCCUAAGCGUCGACCUUCGACCCAGAGGUCACUGCGGCAAGAGACCUUGGUGCUGGAGCUGUCGGAGCUGGAGCUGAACCACCGGGAGGCUCCAGACCUCCAGGGCGAGCAGUCUGCUCCGAGCCAACCGUGGGCUCCCUGCCUCACCCAGCUGCUGGAAGCCUCAUUUACCGAUCUGCAUGGGACAUACGAGGGCUGGGAGGGCGGCUCUUUCCCCUGUAUCAGAGUGAAGAAGAGCCGUGACACUCUGCCCAGGAUAUCAGUGCGUGUGCGUGGAGGUGAGGCGCGGGACCUGGCAGCAGGUCUGGGUGGGAUGAACCUGGGCCUCAUCAGGGACCUGGGGGCCGCCUUCUUUGAAAGUCACUGUGAACUCAACGACAAAACCAGCUCUCCAUUCUCCUCCAACCGCACCAUGUUUGAGACUGAGGAGAUGGUGAUUCCAGCCGACCCAGAGGAGAUGCGUCAGUUUCAGGCACAGUGUGUUGCACAGUGUCAGUGUGCUGUGGAUGUCAGCCUGCCGCUGGCCUACGUCCUCCUGCCAAGCAAACAGGCCUUCCAGAGCAUCUACAACAGGAUCAAUAAUGAUCUAUUGAUGUGGGAGCCGCCUCCCCCUCCUCCCCCCUCAGCUGACAGCCGCAACCACAGCCGACAUCACCAUGAUGAGUUCCAACUCUGCAAGUCUGCCUUUAGACUGGACUCUGACUCAGAAGAGGACGAGCCUCAGUUCUACUUGGCCAGUGAAUCCUCUGGAAGGACGCAACUGUCAGCUCCCCAACCCAACCACAACCUCAGUCUUCUCUCCCUCACUGUGAUUAUCAGCAAAGGUCGCCUCCAAGCCAGAACAGACAGGAAGGAAGACCAGAGUCAUGGGGAACUUGUACUUGAUCUGGAAGGGGGGAAGAUAUUCACUGUGGCACAGCACCAUAAUGAUCCCAAUCUCAACUUCCUGUGUCUAGAGAGUAGACGAGUUGAGCUUUAUCAUCGAGCAGUGGUGAAAGACACCCCCAUCCCACAGCGGUUGGAAAUGCCCAACUUUAGCCCCCCGAGGAACUUGGACCCUACCAUCUACCCCACAGAGGUGGGGGUGAGCAGUGUGAGUGGCAGGGGGGGGGAGGGGUUGUCCACAGCCAUCAAAAUCACACUGGACCUUCAGAGGAAUGUCAAGGAGUUUGUGGUUGCCCUUCGACUUCAGGGUGCCACCAUGCGACAUUACAUGACACAGACCGAUCAGAGCUGGCAUGAGCAGCUGGUUGACUUCUUAGAUGUCGUUGAUGAUCCCAUUUUGGGAUACACAGCACCUGCCAUCAUCACUGUCCUCCACACACACCUUGCCACCUGUGCCGUUGACUACAGACCUCUGUAUCUUCCACUGCGAGCGUUGUUCACAGCGGAGUCCUUCUCUCUGUCCAGUAACAUAAUCGUAGACACUGCCACGUUCCACCUCAGAUUUAUCUUGGAUGACUCUGCUCUCUACCUCUCUGACAAAUGUGAGACUGAUACUGUGGACUUGAGGAGAGAUUAUGUGUGUGUCCUGGACAUUGACCUGCUAGAGCUCGCCAUCACCACAUGGAAAGGCACUGAUAAGGGCAAACUGUCUCAGCCUCUCUUCGAGCUCCGCUGCUCCAACAAUGUGGUCCACCUUCAUACCUGUGCUGAUUCUUGUGCUGCCCUGGUCAAUCUGCUACAGUACCUGGUCUCCCAGGGUGACCUGCACCCCCCGCCGCGGCAGACCUCACCCACUGAGAUUGCUGGCCAGAAAUUACCACUUUCAGAAAGUCCUGCCUCUUUGCCACCCUGCCCUCCGGCUGAAACCGCUGAGAUCAACCAGUACGAUCUGGCUGAUGCCUUAAUUGACACAGAGAAGAGCCACCAAGAAGAGAGUUUAGAUCGAGGUUCGCCCUCCAUGCCGAGAGGCUCGCCUGUCUCCGUCUACCUGUUCCCUGGUGAAGCCUUGAAGCUUGGCCCCUCAGACCUGCAGGGGGAGGACUCUAAGCUUGAUGGGUUGAUUACAACAGCAACAGAGGUGCAGGCAGAUAUGUUGUCAGAGGAAGGUUCAGAUGAGUCCACUGACAAUGACGACUUCUGCAUCCUGGAGGCUCCUGGCAUGAGCAUUCCUCCCAGGGAUGGGGAGCCUGUGGUGACGGUGUUCUCUCAGGAGCCCAUCAGGGUGAAGGACAGUCACUUCUCAAGGCCUCGAGGCAGCUCAGACCUGCUUCGAGCCCCCAGCCGCUUCCCUGUGCCCCAGAGCAGGGUGGUGCUGAGGGAGAUCUCUGUGGUCUGGCAUCUCUAUGGGGGCAAGGACUUUGGUGGCAAGCCUAUGUCCAUGCAUGCACAGAAUGCAAACAGAGGUCGUUCAGUCCCUGCUGGUGUUCGUGGCUCUCCAUCUCGCGCCGUUGCUUCCUCGCGUCCCCAGAACUCCUGGCGCUGGGCUGGAGGCAGUGGGCGUCAACACACACUGCUGAUGGAAAUCCAGCUCACCAAGGUGUCCUUCCAGCAUGAGUCCUACCCAGUGGCAGUAGCAGGGCAGGAUGGGGAUGGGUCAGUAGUGGCUGGGGUCAUGGUUGGCCCCAGGGAUGAGCAGCCCCUCUCCAGGCAGGUUUUCAUUGUUCAGGAGCUGGAGGUUCGAGACCGGCUGGCCUCCUCACAGAUCAACAAAUUCCUCUACCUCUACACCAGCGAGAGCAUGCCUCGCCGAGCCCACUCUAACAUGCUGACAGUUAAGGCCUUGCAGGUUUGUCCAGAGUCUGGGCUUGGUGGUCCAGAGUGCUGUCUGCGUGUCAGCCUGUUGCCACUACGACUUAACAUUGACCAGGAUGCACUGUUCUUCCUGAAAGACUUUUUUAGCAAUCUGGCUUCCUCUGUGAACCCUUACCUGCCUGUGGACCCUGCAACUGAAGCGAAGGCAGAUCACACCUUGAAGGUGUCGGAGGAGGUGGAGGCAGCUGCUGGUCUGGGCCCUGAUCUUACAGCUUCUAUGGAAACUACCUACAGUGAGCAGAGCUCCUCGUCUGCAGGCUCCACUUCCUCCUCCGACCAGCCAAUCUACUUCCGGGAGUUUCGUUUCACCUCUGAAGUGCCUAUCUGGCUGGACUAUCAAGGCAAACAUGUCGUCAUUGAACAGGGAACGUUUGCUGGGAUUUUGAUCGGUCUGGCCCAGUUAAAUUGUUCUGAGUUGAAACUGAAGAGGCUCUGCUGCAGACAUGGUCUCCUUGGUGUAGACAAAGUGAUUCAGUAUGCUGUCACAGAGUGGCUGACAGAUAUCAGGAAAAAUCAGCUGCCGGGCAUCCUGGGAGGUGUUGGCCCUAUGCACUCUGUUGUCCAGCUGUUCCAUGGAGUGAGGGAUCUGUUCUGGUUGCCCAUAGAGCAGUACAGGAAAGAUGGACGCAUUAUUCGGGGUCUCCAGAGGGGGGCAGCAUCUUUUGGCACCUCCACUGCAUCAGCUGCUUUGGAGCUCAGCAACAGGCUGGUGCAGGCCAUACAGGCUACAGCAGAGACAGUGUAUGACAUCCUUUCUCCAACACCUCCCCUGAAUCGCUAUGCCAUCACUGAGGGCCGGGCCCCCUCUGGCCGGCCCCGCAGAGCUGCCCAACCUGCAGAUCUCAGAGAAGGUGUGGCCAAGGCCUACGACACCGUCAGAGAGGGAGUGAUUGACACAGCUCAGACUCUGUGCGAUGUAGCAUCCCGUGGCCAUGAGCAGAAGGGUCUACCUGGUGCUGUGGGCGGCGUCCUGCGGCAGAUCCCACCCACCGUGGUUCGACCCUUGAUAGUGGCCUCUGAAGCCACGUCCAACCUGCUCGGAGGCAUGCGGAACCAGAUCAAACCAGACGCCCGGAAGGAGGAUUUCCUUAAGUGGCGCACAGAAGAUGGCCAGGACUGAUGAUGGCUUGUUUGUGUGUGUGUGUGUGUGUGUUGGUGUGUGUGUGUGAGUGAGUGAGAGAGAGAGAGAGAAAGAGAAAGAGAGAGAGAAUGAAAAUGUGUGGGAGAGAGAUUAUGAUUUGGGAAAAUAUCAAAUAAUGAAGCAAAUCCAACUUUGAAUGUGUAUUUGUGUGUGUGUAUGGACUGAGAGUCGAUGUGCGCUCCAAUGCAAAAACAAAGCAGCAACUGACUGCAGUUACUAACACGCAGUGUUUUUAUGUGGCUCCAUCAUAUGUGGACGUACCAGAU
This is a messenger RNA of Monopterus albus (swamp eel), 6704 nucleotides long. RefSeq names its product autophagy related 2A (gene atg2a). The record is from RefSeq and is a predicted model, not a curated record. Lineage: Eukaryota; Metazoa; Chordata; Actinopteri; Synbranchiformes; Synbranchidae. Gene Ontology annotation, biological process: autophagosome assembly; autophagy of mitochondrion; reticulophagy. Gene Ontology annotation, molecular function: protein-membrane adaptor activity; phosphatidylinositol-3-phosphate binding. Gene Ontology annotation, cellular component: phagophore; phagophore assembly site.